Molecule: messenger RNA, 6639 nt
Organism: Rhinolophus ferrumequinum (greater horseshoe bat)
Lineage: Eukaryota; Metazoa; Chordata; Mammalia; Chiroptera; Rhinolophidae
Gene: TJP1
Product: tight junction protein 1
Exons: 28
Coding region: 498-5759 (1753 amino acids)
Biological process (GO): positive regulation of blood-brain barrier permeability; establishment of endothelial intestinal barrier; cell-cell junction organization
Cellular component (GO): bicellular tight junction; plasma membrane
Molecular function (GO): cell adhesion molecule binding
Source: RefSeq, a predicted model, not a curated record
GGGCAUGCUCAGUGGGCCAGGCCGGCAGGUUUGCGUGGCCGCCCGCAGUUGCCGGCGCCGGCUCAGCCCGCCGCCGCCGCGUCCCUGCCCCGGGGCUGGUUCCAGGGAAGUUAGGUGUGGAAGACGGCUUCGGAGGAGCCAGCGGGCGCGCUGCGGGCACGGCCGGAAGCCCCCGGUGCUGCCGAGGGGCGAGCGGGCGGGGCCGACGUGGCCGAGCUGCGAGAGCUUCGGGAGGCCGAGCCGGUGGCCGCACUCGCAGGGAGGCGCCGGCCGGGCGCGCCCCGUGGAGAAGACCCGGGCGGGGCGGGCGGGCGUUCCCCGGACUUUUGUCCGAGUUGAGUCCCCUCCCCGUGGGCCGGGCCUGUCCGGCCGCCCCCGCCCCCAGCCCCGCUCGCUCCCGGGAGAUGUUUGUCCGGGCUGUGGCGUGAGGAGCCGGCGGGCUGGUGGCGCGGAGUUUCGGGUCCGAGGAGCCUCGCGCGGCGCUGGGGAGAGACAAGAUGUCCGCCAGAGCCGCGGCCGCUAAGAACACAGCAAUGGAGGAAACUGCUAUAUGGGAACAACACACAGUGACGCUUCACAGGGCUCCUGGAUUUGGAUUUGGAAUUGCAAUAUCUGGUGGAAGAGAUAAUCCUCAUUUUCAGAGUGGGGAAACAUCAAUAGUGAUUUCAGACGUGCUGAAAGGAGGACCAGCCGAAGGACAGCUGCAAGAAAAUGACCGCGUUGCAAUGGUUAAUGGAGUUUCAAUGGAUAAUGUUGAACAUGCUUUUGCUGUUCAACAACUAAGGAAAAGUGGGAAGAAUGCAAAAAUUACCAUCCGAAGGAAGAAGAAAGUUCAGAUUCCAGUAAGUCGCCCUGACCCUGAGCCAGUGUCCGAGAAUGAAGAAGAUAGUUACGAUGAGGACGUCCACGACUCAAGAAGGGGCCAUGGGAGUCUGGCUCCUCGGAGGAGUGAGAAGAGCUGGGCGAGGGACAGGAGCGCGAGUCGGGAGAGGAGUUUGUCCCCGCGCUCCGACAGGCGCUCUGUGGCCUCCAGUCAGCCCGCCAAGCCCACCAAAGUCACUCUGGUCAAAUCCCGGAAAAAUGAAGAAUAUGGUCUUCGAUUGGCCAGCCAUAUAUUUGUAAAGGAAAUUUCACAAGAUAGUUUGGCAGCAAGAGAUGGCAAUAUUCAAGAAGGUGACGUUGUAUUGAAGAUAAAUGGUACCGUGACAGAAAAUAUGUCAUUGACAGAUGCAAAGACAUUGAUAGAAAGGUCCAAAGGCAAGUUAAAAAUGGUGGUUCAGAGAGACGAGCGGGCUACCCUGCUGAACGUUCCUGAUCUUUCUGACAGCAUCCAUUCCGCGAAUGCCUCUGAGAGAGACGACAUUUCAGAAAUCCAAUCCCUGGCAUCAGAUCAUUCGGGUCCAUCCCACGAAAGGCCUCCCCGCCACAGCCGGUCGCGGUCUCCUGACCAACGGUCAGAGCCUUCUGAUCAUUCCAGACACUCUCCCCAGCGGCCCAGCAGUGGCAGUCUCCGGAGUAGAGAGGAAGAGAGAGUUUCUAAGCCUGGGGCUGUCUCAACUCCUGUAAAGCAUGCUGAGGACCACCCACCUAAGACCGUGGAAGAAGUGACAGUGGAAAGAAGUGAGAAGCAAGCACCCACUCUUCCAGAACCAAAGCCUGUGUAUGCUCAAGUUGGGCAGCCAGAUGUGGACUUACCUGUCAGUCCAUCUGAUGGUGUCCUCCCUAAUUCAACUCCUGAAGAUGGCAUUCUUCGGCCCAGCAUGAAAUUGGUAAAAUUCAGAAAAGGAGAUAGUGUGGGUUUGCGGCUGGCUGGUGGAAAUGAUGUCGGAAUAUUUGUAGCUGGCGUUCUAGAAGACAGCCCUGCAGCCAAAGAAGGCCUAGAAGAGGGCGACCAAAUUCUCAGGGUAAACAAUGUAGACUUCACAAAUAUCAUACGAGAAGAAGCCGUCCUUUUCCUGCUCGACCUCCCCAAAGGAGAAGAGGUGACCAUAUUGGCCCAGAAGAAGAAGGAUGUUUAUCGUCGCAUCGUAGAAUCAGAUGUAGGCGAUUCUUUCUAUAUUAGAACCCAUUUUGAAUAUGAAAAGGAAUCUCCAUAUGGACUUAGUUUUAACAAAGGAGAGGUGUUCCGUGUCGUGGAUACCUUGUACAAUGGAAAACUGGGCUCUUGGCUUGCUAUUCGAAUUGGCAAAAAUCAUAAGGAGGUAGAACGAGGCAUCAUCCCUAAUAAGAACAGAGCUGAGCAGUUAGCCAGUGUACAGUACACACUUCCAAAAACAGCAGGAGGAGACCGAGCCGACUUCUGGAGAUUCCGAGGUCUUCGCAGCUCCAAGAGAAACCUUCGAAAAAGCAGAGAGGAUUUGUCCGCUCAGCCAGUUCAAACAAAGUUUCCAGCGUAUGAAAGAGUCGUUCUUCGAGAAGCUGGCUUUCUGAGACCUGUCACUAUCUUCGGACCAAUAGCUGAUGUUGCCAGAGAAAAGCUGGCAAGAGAAGAACCAGAUAUCUAUCAGAUUGCAAAAAGUGAACCACGAGAUGCUGGGACGGACCAACGCAGCUCUGGCAUUAUUCGCCUGCACACAAUAAAGCAAAUAAUAGAUCAGGACAAACACGCUUUAUUAGAUGUAACACCAAAUGCAGUGGAUCGCCUGAACUACGCCCAGUGGUACCCAAUUGUAGUGUUCCUUAACCCGGACUCGAAGCAAGGUGUGAAAACCAUGAGAAUGAGGCUAUGUCCAGAGUCUCGGAAAAGUGCCAGGAAAUUAUACGAGCGGUCUCACAAACUUCGGAAAAAUAAUCACCAUCUUUUUACAACUACAAUUAACUUAAAUUCAAUGAAUGAUGGUUGGUAUGGUGCAUUGAAAGAAGCAAUUCAACAGCAACAGAACCAGUUGGUGUGGGUUUCUGAGGGAAAGGCGGACGGUGCUACAAGUGACGACCUUGAUUUGCAUGAUGAUCGUCUGUCCUACCUGUCAGCCCCAGGUAGUGAGUACUCACUGUAUAGCACGGACAGUAGACACACUUCUGACUACGAAGACACAGACACAGAAGGCGGGGCCUACACUGAUCAAGAACUAGAUGAAACUCUUAAUGAUGAGGUUGGGACUCCGCCGGAGUCUGCCAUUACUCGGUCCUCUGAGCCUGUCAGAGAGGACUCCUCGGGGAUGCAGCACGAGAGCCAAACAUACCCUCCUUUCUCAGCACAAGCGCAGCCACAGCCAGUUCAUAGACUAGACUCCCCCGGAUUUAAAACAGCCUCUCAACAGAAAGCAGAAGCCUCAUCUCCAGCCCCUUCCCUUUCGCCUGAAACCACCCCAGCACCAUCAGCCUCUGCCGUUCCUCAUAACGUAGAUUGCACUCAUGUCAGACUGGGGGGGCCCCCCCCAGCUCCUCCCGCCUCUCCCUCGCCACAAGCUGGCCCUUUAAGAACACCAGGUGCCGAGGCAGCUCACUUAAUGCUAAGAGACCGAGAAGCUUCGUUGUCGUCGCAUGUAGACCCACCACAGGUGUAUAGGAAGGACCCCUAUCAUGAGGAAAUGGUGAGGCAGAACCCGGUUUUGAAGCAGCCGCCUGGUGGGCACCCGGGGCAGAGGCCAGACAAGGAGCCUCACCUGAGCUACGAGCCCCAGCCGCAGUACAUGGAGAAACAAGCCAGCAGAGACCUCGAGCAGCCCCCAUAUAGAUACGACUCCUCCAGCUAUGCAGACCAGUUCUCCCGAAACUUCGAGCAGCGUCUGCGCUACGAAGAGCGCAUCCCCGCGUACGAGGAGCACUGGGCGUGCUACGAGGAGAAACAGCCCUACCAGCCCCGGCCUGCCUUUGAGAAUCAGCACUCUCGGGACCUCGACCCCAGGCAGCAUCCCGAAGAGGCCUCCGAACGAGGCUAUUUCCCACGGUUUGAAGAGCCAGCCCCUCUGUCCUACGACAGCAGACCGCGCUAUGAGCAGCCUCCUCGGACCUCCACCCUCCGGCACGAAGAGCCCCCUGCGCCCAGCUAUGAGGUGCAUGCCAGAUACAGAGCCGAGGCCCAGCCCUACUCUGCCGCAGGCCCGAAGCCCUCGGAGCCCAAGCAGUACUGUGAGCAGUACCCUCGAGGGUACGAGUCGGUGCCGUCCCAGGGCGCUGCCCCCGUCCCUCCCCUCAUACCUGCCUCUCAGCACAAGCCGGAAGUUCUGCCUCCAGCCACCAAACCUCUGCCUCCACCCCCACCUCUGACUGAAGAGGAGGAAGAUCCAGCCAUGAAGCCACAGUCUGUGCUCACUAGGGUGAAAAUGUUUGAAAACAAAAGAUCUGCGUCCCUGGAGAACAAGAAGGACGAAAACCACACUGCUGGCUUUAAGCCUCCAGAGGUAGCAUCGAAACCUCCAGGUGCUCCCGUCGUUGGUCCCAAAGCCACUUCUCAGAAUCAGUUCAGUGAACACGACAAAACACUGUACAGGAUCGCAGAGCCUCAGAAACCUCAGCCGAAGCCCCCUGAAGACAUUGUUCGUGCAAAUCAUUACGAUCCUGAGGAAGAUGAAGAAUAUUACCGAAAACAGCUCUCAUACUUUGAUCGGAGAAGUUUCGAGAGCAAGCCUUCUGCACACAUUGCUGCUGGCCACCUCCCAGAGCCUGCCAAGCCAGCCCAUGUUCAGAACCAAGCCGGUUUUUCUAGUUAUUCUUCCAAGGGAAAGUCCACUGACGCUGAUGCAUUUGGCGACAAACGCUAUGACCCGGUCCAGGCCACACCCCCGCCGCCUCCACUGCCCACCCAGUACACCCAGCCUUCUCAGCCCAUGUCCAGCUCGUCCCUCGGCCUCCACACACAUGCCAAGGGAGCACACAGUGAAGGUAACUCAGUGUCACUGGAUUUUCAGAAUUCUUUAGUGUCCAAACCAGAGCCACCUCCAUCUCAACACAAGCCAGCAACUUUCAGACCACCGAACCGAGAAGACCCUGCUCAGUGCACUUUCUACCCCCAGAAAAGCUUCCCAGAUAAAGGUCCAGUGAAUGGGACCGAGCAGACUCUGAAAACGGUCACGCCCGCCUACAAUCGCUUCACCCCAAAACCGUACACAAGCUCUGCUCGGCCCUUUGAACGCAAGUUUGAAAGUCCUAAAUUCAGUCACAACCUUCUGCCAAGUGAGACCGCACACAAACCUGACUUGUCUUCAAAGAUCCCUGCUUCUCCAAAAAGUCUCCUGAAAGCACACGGCUCGGCCCAGCCUCCCGAGGCCGACAGCGGCGUGGACGCCUUCUCCCUCCAUGCGGACAGGCCCAAGUAUCAGAUUAACAAUGUCGGCACACUGUCCAAAGCUGUGCCCGUGAGCCCCUCAGCUGUGGAAGAAGAUGACGACGAGGACGGUCACACUGUGGUGGCCACGGCCCGAGGCGUGUUUAACAGCAACGGUGGGGUGUUGAGUUCCAUAGAGACGGGCGUUAGCAUAAUCAUCCCACAGGGAGCCGUUCCCGAGGGGACCGAGCAGGAAAUCUACUUCAAGGUCUGUCGGGACAACAGCAUCCUCCCGCCCUUAGACAAGGAGAAAGGUGAGACACUGCUGAGCCCCCUGGUGAUGUGCGGGCCCCAUGGCCUCAAGUUCCUGAAGCCCGUGGAGCUGCGCCUGCCACACUGUGCGUCCAUGACUCCUGACGGUUGGUCUUUUGCUCUAAAAUCAUCCGACUCCUCGUCGGGUGAUCCUAAAACCUGGCAAAACAAGUGUCUUCCUGGAGAUCCAAAUUACCUUGUUGGAGCAAACUGUGUUUCUGUCCUGAUUGACCACUUUUAAUUCUGAAAAUGUAGGAACCUGAUUAAAUAAUGUGAACCUGGGUUAAACUUACUAAAUCUCAGUGGCACCACUCUAGCAAGUGUUACACUUUUCUUAGAGUUGAUACUGCAUUUGUUAGGAUUAAAUAUCUUGUUUGAACUGUUGAAAGUUAGCACACACCUGAACCGCACUCAGAAGACGUGCUGCCAGCUGCGUGCUUGUGCAGAGACGACUGGUGGCAUUGGCUAGAGGUUCAAAGACGUUUCGUUUCGUAACGAUUAUUGUACUUUUUUUUACAGUCACUGCUUAACUUCACAUAUUGAUUUCCGUUAAAAUACCAGCCAGUAAAGGGGGGUGCGUUUGAGUUUUAGUGUUUCAAAAGUGCACUGUUUCAGACUUUUGUAGCCCUGGCCUGGCAUACACAUUUAUUUUAGUAUGCAUGAGGUAAUGUGCACACAUUUGAAAAUGCACCUGGACUAUAUAACCAAUGUAGUGGAUAUAACAGAAGUGUACAGCAAGGGGGGACUUUUAUAGCUGUGGGGGGUCAAGUGAAGACAAUUACUGAUUGUAUAUGAGAACACUUUUUUUUUAGGGAAGGACUCCAAAACAUGUGAGACUGCUUCCGUGGCCUCUGGAUCUCUAAAUUAACCACAUCACCACAGACAUACUAACCAGCAGCAAUGCCUUACCCUCGUGUUUUUAAUUCUUAGAUCAUUUUCUCUGUGUAUUACUGAGCUUUUACGGCUUUUGUGCGCAUCUAGAUACUGAAUCAUGAAAGAGACAGAGUAAAUUGUGGAUUUGGCGGUUUCAGAAAUGUACUAUCACCCAGAAGAAAAUAAUGGUGUGAUUUGGGGAUUUUUUUUUUCAUCUUCUUCUUCUUUUUUUGUUUUUUUUUUUUUUG